CCACGUCAUCUUAUCGUAAUAUCGAAAUCAGCUCAGCAAUUUUGGUAUUUUCCUCUCUAAGCCCCCAACUCUCUCUCUCUCUCUAAAUUCUCUGUUUCUCCCGGACCUGUCAGAGAAAAUCCUCAAUCCACAAUCCAUGUACAGCUAUAAUCUUGGAUAGAAGGAAUAAUUAAGUCUAAUUUUCCUGGAAAAUCAUUUAAUUUUCCUGGGAAGUUAGAGAAGUUUUUACGGAAAUGGACGACACUUUCUUCGAUCUGAUGGAGUUUUGGAAGAAACCCUCGAUCACCGAAAUAUUCGUCGACAUUUUGCUUUGUGCAGUGCCUAUAUGGCUCGCCGUCAUGAUCGGCCUCGUCAUUGGCUGGUCUUGGCGGCCCAGGUGGACUGGCUUGGUUUUCCUCGGCUUUCGCAGCAAGUUCAGGUUCUUGUGGACGGCGCCGCCGGGGUUUGGAGCUCGACGGCUUUGGUUGGCUUUUACGGCUCUCUCGGCUUUCUCUGUUUGCCGCACCAUUUGGUCCAAUUUCAGGGGUAGGAAUGGAAAAUCCGCAGCGACGGCUGCCACACCGGCUUCAACGCUGCCGGCCUUAGCGAGAAACUCUGGGGAGGGAAGCGGUGAUUCUAUUAGCUCCCAUGGUGAACCUGUGGAGGGAGAGGAAAUUGUCACAGAGAAUGAUUUAGAGCACCUGUUGCUUCUUCUUGAAGGUAAGGAUGGACAAAUGGAAUGGCAGUCUAUGAUGGAAAGGUCUACCUCAAACAUGUCAUAUCAAGCUUGGCGCCUUGAACCUCAGACAGGUCCUACUGUAUACCGUAGUAGAACUGUCUUUGAGGAUGCAACUGCAGAACUGGUUCGAGAUUUUUUCUGGGAUGAUGAGUUUCGACUUAAAUGGGAUCCAAUGCUUGCGUACUUCAAAAUAUUAGAGGAAUUCCCUCAUACAGGAACAAUGAUUGUUCACUGGAUAAAAAAGUUUCCGUUUUUCUGCAGUGAUCGAGAGUAUAUCAUUGGUAGAAGAAUAUGGGAGGCUGGGAAGACAUAUUAUUGUGUGACAAAGGGGGUUCCAUAUCCUGGCCUGCCCAAGCGUGACAAACCAAGGCGUGUGGAACAUUAUUUCUCGAGUUGGGUUAUCAGGGCUGUGGAAUCUCGCAAGGGUGAUGGACAGAUGUCUGCAUGUGAAGUUAUCCUUUUGCAUUAUGAGGACAUGGGAAUACCCAAAGAUGUGGCUAAGUUGGGAGUGCGUCAUGGUAUGUGGGGAACUGUCAAGAAGUUGCAUUCUGGCAUGAGAGCAUAUCAGAAUUCUAGGAAAACAGAGGCUUCAUUGUCGAGAAGCGCACUCAUGGCAAGGAUCACAACGAAAAUUUCUUUUGAUGAAAGCACAGAUUCUGCAGAGCCUGUUAGCCGGGAAGAGGAUAAAGGUCAAGUGGUAGACAUAAAAAGACACAUGGAUCAUGGCAUUGACUGGAAAUGGAUAGUCAUAGGAGGAACAGUAGCUCUGGUGUGUGGACUUCAUUCUGGUGCAAUUGGGAAGGCCUUGUUACUUGGUGCAGGGCAAAGAAUUGCACGGAGAUGAGAGUUUUCUAGUCAAGGACAUUUUACCCCUAUCUGAUUUUUAAGGACUAGUUAAAUUUUUACUCAACCAGUUGAGGUAUCAAUUAUCAUUAUCAAAAGAUCAAUGACGUUUUAUUAAAUUUUCUAUGUUGGCACUGAUUUUUUAUCAUUUUAUCUCAUCUGUUUGUGAUUGCAAA
Messenger RNA from Hevea brasiliensis (rubber tree), 1737 nucleotides. RefSeq lists its product as uncharacterized. Bases 234 to 1562 code for a protein of 442 amino acids. The record is from RefSeq and is a predicted model, not a curated record. The transcript has 6 exons. Gene Ontology annotation, molecular function: lipid binding. Lineage: Eukaryota; Viridiplantae; Streptophyta; Magnoliopsida; Malpighiales; Euphorbiaceae.